Molecule: messenger RNA, 2558 nt
Organism: Rosa chinensis
Lineage: Eukaryota; Viridiplantae; Streptophyta; Magnoliopsida; Rosales; Rosaceae
Product: F-box protein CPR1
Exons: 8
Coding region: 332-2260 (642 amino acids)
Biological process (GO): cyclic nucleotide metabolic process
Molecular function (GO): protein binding; 2',3'-cyclic-nucleotide 3'-phosphodiesterase activity
Source: RefSeq, a predicted model, not a curated record
AAUUGGAUUAUAAGGACUUUUGCUCUAGGGGGUUUGGGCCGGGCUGCCCUGCCCGGCUUACUGUGCCGAACCAGAAUCCGUUUUAGGUAGAUGGGAGAUGUUAAAAUCAAUCUAUUUGAGCUGGGAAGGGCUUCAUUUGGUGAAUCAAAGACAAGAAGUCGAGAAAAGCAAUGGUGAGAGCAAGAACAAGAAGAAGAAGAAGAGAGAUCUGAAAUGGCAUAUCAGACGAAAUACAAAGACAAGAUGGAAGUACACCCUCCACAAAAUCCCUGAAAGGGACAUUAACAAGAACAAAAAAGAGAGAGGUUGAAGAGGAAAGGGCGUGGCAGAAAUGACAGAGGUUGAUGAAGAUCUGGUGGAGAAAAUCCUGUCAACUCUGCCUCCCAAGGCUCUGAUGCGAUUCAAAUGCGCCUCUAAAGGGUGGUAUGCGCUGAUCAACGAUCCCAGGUUCGUAGCUAACCACCUCUCCUAUUACAAUUCCAAUUCCAAUUCCAAGCGUCUGCUCCUUAUGAAGAAGCAUUUAGUGUCCAAGGACAUCAAGGACACUGAAAAUGAGACUGCAGAAGAAGAAGGAGAGCUAGUGUUUUCGUUGCUUAAUUUAUGCAAUAAAGAUGAUGAUAUUGAUAAUGGUGAGGACAGCAUUAUUGUCUCUAGUGUCGAGGAUAUCAAGAUUCCUCUUUGUAUGAGUCUAAAGACUAGAGGCGAAGCAGUUCAUAUCGUAGGGCAUUGCAACGGAAUCAUCUGUCUACUUCUAGGAGUUCUACCUAAUUCUUUUCAGCUGCUUUUAUGGAACCCAGCAAUUCAGGAAUUCAAGCUUCUUCCUCCCCUUCCAUACCUUCAAGAUGUUGAUUGGGAAAGAACUCUGUGGUUCAAGUAUGUUCAGGGGUUUGGAUAUGAUCCUAAAUUGAACGAAUAUAAAGUUGUUAACAUUGGACUAGUUUCUCCUUCAGAUUUGAGGGAUGAUGGAUAUGUUAUUUAUCAUCCUCCAAAAGCAGCAAUAUACACUUUGAGUACUGAUUCUUGGAGGGAGAUCAACACCAAUGCUUUUGAAACAGAAACCACUCUCCUUAGACCCGAAAAUUUCCAGUUUCAAUUCAAGCAAAUGUUUUAUUGGUUAGGACAUGAGCAACAUAAGGAACUGGUUGCAUUUGAUAGAGACGAGGACCUCAUUAGGCCGGUCAUCAUUUUGUUGGAUAUUGAGAAUGAGGUAUUCGAUGAUAUCAUGUUACCUGAUAGUUUAUAUCAUCCCUGGGUCAAUACUGAUGGUAUGGAACUUCGGGUGUGGAACGAAUCCCCUGCUCUUUUUGUAUUGGUUGAUGGACUUCAAGGUUAUAAACCUGAAGAAGAUUAUUCUUUUGAAAUAUGGGUGCUGGAUGAACUUGGUGGUCCCAAGGGUGCUUGGACAAAACACAUAACUCUUGAACCCAAAGAAAAGCCAUUGGCAUUUUUGAAUAGCAAUGAGACAGUUAGAAAUGAUUUCAUGGGACUUGUACUCUCCUAUGAACUUCGUAGCAAAAGGCUUAAAGAUAUUCUGAUUCAAAACACGCCUUAUUCUCAUAUAUAUGUCCGGUUAGAUGAGAUUGCAGCUGUUGUCUAUGUGAAAAGUAUAGUUUCAGUCUUGGGUGCCCAGAAGCUCCGAAGCACAGAUAAUUCCAAUGUGGUGAACUUUUCUCUACUCACGUACUUUCCAUUCAGUCCUUCAAUAGUGGAAAGGGAAAGCAACUCAUAUUCCAUAUGGGCCAUCCCACCGGAUGAUGUGUCUCUUAGGAUCAAGAAGGUGAUGGAAAGUCUCAGGGCCGAGUUCGGUGGGCCGGAGAUCGAACCGCAUAUCCCUAUUGUGGGGUCUAUUCGUAUGACAUAUGAAGAUGUGCUCAACAAAUUUAGAUCUCUCCGUUCUAAAAAUUUUUGUGCAUACCAAGCAAAAGUAAAUCUAGUGGUUACCCGAAAUUUUUAUCACCAAUGUGUUUCCCUACUCAUUGAUUCUUCAACUGAAGAAUCCAGUCAGUUAGUGUAUACAACUGGCAUAUGCAAUGCACAUUUCGGUUUACAUUUGUGUGGUAGGCCAUAUUUGAGUCUCCUUUGUGGGAAUCUGCCAGAAAAGGAAAGGAAAAUAGCUCUAGAAAAAGUUGGCAUUCUAGAUAAAAACAUUUCCAGCUUGAACUUCACCAUAGCUCAACUUGCAGUUUGCAAAAUCAACUACAGAGAUGUAACUCUCAAAUCUUGGGACAAAAUUACUGAAUAUACCCUCCCAUUCCAUUAGUUAAAAUAUACAACAGGUGCAUUUUGGUUUCCAUUUGUAUGGUAGGCCAUAUUUGAGUCUCCUUUACGAGAAUCUGAUAGAAGAAGAGAGGAAAUUAGCUCUAGAAAAAGUUAGCAUUCUAGAUAAAAACAUUUCCAGAUUGAGCUUCACCAUAUAGCUCAACUCGCAGUGUACAAAAUCGACUAUAGAGAUAUGACACUCAAAUCAUGGGAAAAACUGAAUAUGCCCUCCCAUUCCAUUAGGUCGGUCUCUUAAUUCAUGCUUACUGUAAAACUUGUAUUCUGGUCGACAUAAGAGU